CGCUAAAACUUUAGACUUAUCAAAAGUCCAUAGCCACCAUCCUGGGUGCAGGUGGGUCCUAGGAUCUGGGGGCACCUGGCGUCCAGGCCCCGAGCGUACUUCCCAGGAGGGUGACACGCUCCCCUGAAGACCGGAGUAGCCAGACUGACCAACUUCCUGUGUGCUGCCAUGGAGGAACAACAAUCAGAUCUCAGCAUCGAACCUCCCCUGAGUCAGGAGACAUUUUCAGACUUAUGGAAACUGCUUCCUCAGAACAAUGUUCUGUCCACCCCACUGUCACCCAAUUCCAUGGAAGAUCUACUGCUGUCCCCAGAAGAUGUUGCAAACUGGUUAGAUGAUCCAGAUGAGGCCCUCCAAGUGCCAGCAGCUGCUAUAACAGGGGACCCUGUGACAGAAACCUCUGCACCAGUGGCUCCUCCACCAGCCACCCCCUGGCCUCUAUCAUCUUCAGUCCCUUCCCAAAAAACCUACCAGGGCAGCUAUGGUUUCCGUCUGGGCUUUCUGCACUCAGGGACAGCCAAAUCUGUCACAUGCACGUACUCCCCGCCCCUGAACAAGCUGUUCUGCCAGCUGGCAAAGACAUGUCCUGUGCAGCUGUGGGUCGACUCUACACCUCCACCUGGCACCCGUGUCCGUGCCAUGGCCAUCUACAAGAAGUCACAACACAUGACAGAAGUUGUAAAGCGCUGCCCCCACCAUGAGCGCUGCUCUGACAGCGAUGGCCUGGCUCCUCCUCAACAUCUCAUCCGUGUGGAAGGAAAUUUACGUGCAGAGUAUUUGGAUGACAAGCACACUUUUCGACACAGUGUGGUGGUACCAUAUGAGCCACCUGAGGUUGGCUCUGACUGUACUACCAUCCACUACAACUAUAUGUGUAAUAGCUCCUGCAUGGGAGGCAUGAACCGGAGGCCUAUCCUCACUAUUAUCACACUGGAAGACUCCAGUGGAAACCUGCUAGGACGGAACAGCUUUGAGGUUCGAGUUUGUGCCUGUCCUGGAAGAGACCGUCGUACAGAGGAAGAAAAUUUCCGCAAAAAGGGGGAGCUGUGCCCUGAACUGCCCCCUGGGAGCACUAAGCGAGCACUGCCCACUGGCACAAGCUCUUCUCCCCAACCAAAGAAGAAACCACUAGACGGAGAAUAUUUCACCCUUAAGAUCCGUGGGCGUGAACGCUUCGAGAUGUUCCGGGAGCUGAAUGAAGCCUUGGAACUCAAGGAUACUCAGGCUGAAAAGGACUCAGGGGAGAGCAGGGCUCACUCCAGCUACCUGAAGUCCAAGAAGGGCCAGUCUACCUCCCGUCAUAAAAAACUAAUGAUCAAGAGAGAAGGGCCUGACUCAGACUGAUACCCUCAUCUCCUAUCCCCUAUCAGCAGCCUCCCACCCAUCCUUCCCUGGCAUUUUAUGACUUGGGUGCUUGAACCCCUGCUUGGGUUGACCUAGGCAUCACUGAUGUUUGGGAAGGGUGGUGGGAGCUAAGAUGCAUUAGCUUAGCUUUUAAGUUUUUUUCUGAAAACAGUUUAGAAGAGAGGAAGAAAAUGUUCUUGUAGGUGGGGUUAGAAUUUGGCCAUAUGGUAUGUUGAAGCCCCACCCAGUUCUCUAACCAAGAAAGUAUCUCAAGUUUACUUUUCCCAACUGGAAUAGCUGUGGAAUACAGAUCAUCAUACCUACAGGGUUUUUUUGGGGUUUUUUUGGUCAGGAUUAAUGAAAUCAUGUUUUUCCAUUCAACCACCUUUUAUUACCUUGUGGCUGAGUACUGGCCCCCUCUGUGAGUGCUGGUUCCUUACCCCUGUUGAGGGAUAGGUUAGUAGUUGCCAAGUCUCUGUUGGCCCAGCGAAAUCCUAUCCAGCUAUUUGUUGAACCCUGGCACCUAAAAUGAAAUUUCACCCUAUCCCACACCCUGUAAGAUUCUAUCUUGGGCUCUCAUAGGGUCCAUAUCCACUAGACCCAUUCCCCCUCCCCCCACUCAGGAUCAGUUCUUCCUAUUCUGCAAAGCACAACUGCAUUUAUUACCCUACCCCCUCUCCCUUUUUAUAGCCCCCUUUUAUAUAUCAAACUCCCAUUUUACAAUAAAACUUUGCUAUCA
This is a messenger RNA of Nannospalax galili (Upper Galilee mountains blind mole rat), 2083 nucleotides long. It is a transcript of the gene Tp53, whose product is annotated as tumor protein p53. Gene Ontology annotation, molecular function: protein binding; RNA polymerase II cis-regulatory region sequence-specific DNA binding; DNA-binding transcription factor activity, RNA polymerase II-specific. The record is from RefSeq and is a predicted model, not a curated record. Gene Ontology annotation, cellular component: nucleus. Gene Ontology annotation, biological process: apoptotic process; regulation of transcription by RNA polymerase II; protein tetramerization. The coding region runs from base 169 to 1344 and encodes 391 amino acids. NCBI's taxonomy places the organism in Eukaryota, Metazoa, Chordata, Mammalia, Rodentia, Spalacidae. The transcript is spliced from 11 exons.